Messenger RNA from Phycodurus eques (leafy seadragon), 8586 nucleotides. RefSeq names its product ATP-binding cassette, sub-family G (WHITE), member 4a (gene abcg4a). The transcript is spliced from 20 exons. The record is from RefSeq and is a predicted model, not a curated record. The coding region runs from base 3509 to 5434 and encodes 641 amino acids. Gene Ontology annotation, cellular component: plasma membrane. Lineage: Eukaryota; Metazoa; Chordata; Actinopteri; Syngnathiformes; Syngnathidae. Gene Ontology annotation, molecular function: ABC-type transporter activity; ATP binding; ATP hydrolysis activity.
AAUCAAGAGUUAUAUUUGUUUACCUUUUGUAGCUCCACCAGAGAGGCAAACUCCACGUUAUGAUAAAUGUUUACCCCUGCAGUGGUCGUCAAAAUUGAGAAUUGUUGUGCAAUAUUUGAUACAGCUCCUACAUUAUAUUUGAAUGUUUUCCAGGUUGAAGCGAUUGUACAUUGCAGUCGCCAGUACUGUAUUGUGCUGGAUCAGUGUCUUGCCACACCCAUGAUACUUUGUUUUUAGUGCAGCUCACAAUUUAACCCUAUCUGACAGUGCUGAUGAAAGCAUUUUCUGAGAUGUAUAAUACAAGCAAACUGAUCUGAGUUGACUGUAAAAUGUAAUUAUAUUUGUUCUAUUCAAAUGCGAACAGGGUAAAAGACCAAUUUUAACCCUGCUUGCUCCAGGUGCACAAUCUUAGUGGUAUUGGCUGCGUGUAGAAGAUUAGGCAACGCACAGAGCUUCUUAGUGUGUUACUCGUCUCGUCGUCUUCACCCAGCUCUCCUGGCUCAGCUAAAUGUGCAAGGACAGGAAUGUAUUGACUCCUUACUGGGCAUCAUGACUUGACUGACUUCCCAGAUCUGCAGGGUUUGCCAGAAACGUUGCAACGGAGCGUAAAAGCCAUGAGGUUGAAUCCACUGCUGCUGCUGUUCUGCACGUCCUUGCAGAGGACAACUUCUCAGGAGUCUGAAUGGAUCGAAGAGGUAGAAGUUAGUGGUAAGAUCUAUUAUACUGCCAUGUGUACUCUGCUGACAAAGCGUCUUUCAUGAUAGGAACUGGUUUUGAUGAGCUCAUAAGACUUUUUGACAUGUGAUGAAUCAAUGUAGGAAAAUCUCAUGGCACCAAACACAACAAUCACCUCAAACGUAGAGUCACUGCAGAAUUGGAUGAAAAUGUAGGCACCAAUGUUUUGGGAAAAACAGAACAUUUCUUCUCCAUUGUUUGUCAUGUUUGCAAGAAAAACUAUCAUAACAUCAACGCUACAUUUUUAAUGAGAUUUGUCAGCAACCCUUGUGCAAAUACUCAGCCUCCUGGAAAAAAAAUCUCAAAUAUUGCUCAAUAAGACCUUUACAAUUAAAGUUACACUUUGUUUGAAUAUUAGCUUAGUUUUUCGUAUUACCUCUACUCUAAAGUACAGUGACAGGCUUGCAAGUUAAAGGCUGGCGAAUUAGUCAAUGCCUAAUGUUAAGAGUUUUUACUCAAGAAUACAAGCUAGCUGUGUUAGCUUCUGUGCUAACUGGUGAAGAACAGACUUAGCUAUGUAGCCAUCCACCCAUCCAUUUUUGGUGCCACUAAUCCUGUUCAGGGUUGUGGGGGUUAGCUAAUAAUAAUAAAAAUAAAAUUUAAAAAAAACAUCUAUUGUAUGUAUUUGAAAAAAAUUGAAUUUUUGAUACAGGAGCAACAGGAUUGCAUAUGUUUGCGUGCCAUACUCCAUUAUGUCUGAAAACAUUGGGGGGUAAAUACAAGAGGACUUAGUUUAACGCUACCAGUUAGCUUGAUGAUGUGAUUUCAGCUGAGUCAUGUAACUCACUUUGUUCUCUUCCUCUAAUUGGAUACAAAAAAAGGUUUCAGUACGUUGCAUACAUAUAGGGAGAGAGACUGCAGAAUUAUUACUAUUUAAUAUAUAACUGUGAUGAAACAAAAUGUUUUGACAAUUACAAAGGUAUGACAAAAUCAUAGAAAUAUAUAUAUAUAUAUUAAAGAUUUAAAACUCAUUUAUUUAAAAAUAAGUUGGUCAUCAAGAGAAAAGGCCGUUUUAGGGGCUAUUUGUUAAAUAAUAUUUAGGAAUCACUUUUACAACAGCUACAGUUGCAUUUUGUCUCAAUACAAUUCUGGAAUGACCUGUGACCUGAAUGAUUCUAUCUCAGUUUACGCACAAACGAACUUGCUUCAUGUGCAAUCUGGGCCUGUUUACUUGAACUCGAAGCUGAUAUACUCGCAGGAAUUUAAGAAACAAACAAAAAGAUCUGCAGCAGCUCUGUCAUCUCGUCACUUGUCACUGGCAAAUAGAAGAACAAAGCUAGAAUAUCUGUGGCCCAGUAGGGGACACAGAAUGGAUCGCCCAACCAGAUUUCCUGGGGGACAUGUACUGGUCAGGGACAGCGCCACUCUGUCUGGCCGGCUGCCAGGCGCGCCACCAGGAGCUCAGGCGAGAUCCCUGUGGAGACUCCAGCUGCUGCUGGCUGGGCUACAAGUCCCUGUGCAGAGUGAAGUGUGGGAAGCCGGAUGUGGAUUACAAUGGAAUCGUCUAUGGAAAUGACUGGUGGGUGGGAUCUGUGCUGAGGUACUCAUGUCAUCCUGGCUUCUUGCUCGUUGGAAACGCCACCAGGACUUGCCAAGCGAAUGGUCUCUGGACUCCGAAACCUUCCUGCCUGAGAAUGUGCAAAAAGGGCUCCAUUGAAAUCAGUGAGAGAGAACUGAACGGAACAUGCAACUCUACCUGUGCACAUAAAAGCUACUCGGGGCCUCCCAAGCAAGGCUGUACUCAGAUACACAACUGCAAGAAGAAGGAGACUGGCUGGAAGCGUUUCUUUGCUCAGUGUGUCCCUUGCAUCUGUGACUGUGCUUUAUCAUGCCUAUCUACAGGCUAAAAUAAAGAAGGGAGACAUCACCGGGGAAAUAUAAAGACAGCUACUGUUCAUCCGGUGUGCAGUGUGCUGCAGAGUUGAUACAAGUAUGUUUGACAUUAACCACUCCAUUCACGCUCUCCAGAAACAGGCCGUAGUUUGCGUCCUCCUUCAUGGUGAACCUGGUGGGUGCAACACACGAGCUACAGUUUGCAGGAGAAACAUCUGAGACCUUUACGUCUUACUUGAAAUCAGGCCGCGUCUCCUGGAUUCUCCUCAGAGCCCCCAGCAGCACCCCUCCCUCCACCACAUAGGUGAAGUGGGUCUCAGGGGUCAUGUCGGACAGGUCGUUCACCACGGACAGUCUAAUGGGAACGGAUGCCUGCCCUGCACAGCAAGUUGCAUGUUGCAUGACACGAAGCAGCAACGCCCUGCGAGCUGCCACCCGACCUACGGAGCGUCCGACGUCCGCACGUCGACCGACUGUUGCGGCACUUCGGCGGGAGGCUGAUCGACCGUAGUCGUCAUUCUGCGUCCCCGUCGAGCGAGAAUUGUGAUGCGGGCGGAUUAUGUGGAACGACAAAGCGAGGUCGUCUCGGUGGGAUGCAGCCGUAGUUGGACGCCGGACGUGAAUGUAAAUCCCGGGAGUUGCCUGUGCAGAGGAUGCGGGGGGAUGAUGAUGAUGAUGAUGAUGACACCGACACCAUGAGCGGUUGCCGCACCCCGGGAGAUCUUUCGACGAGAAGCAGCAUUCCCCUUUUUGCACCCUCCAACGAAUUGCAUUGUUUUUGCCAUCACAGCGCCGACUGCAGAGACUAUUUGAUGGCGCUUCUGAUGUGCCGGGAUUGAGUCGUUUCUGUCCCUGAAGGCAUCUCCUGUGGACUGUCGCUAUCCCACCCACAGAGGGAACACAGGCGUCUCACUUGCUCGUUUCAACACACGACAAGAACAUGGCUGAAAAGACAGACCAGGUCUCCGUCAGCAUCCCCAUGGAGGAGACCAAACUCCACAGCGGGGCACCUCCGGAGGCCCCCCUGCUCACCCACCUGAAGAAAGUGGAGAAUCACAUCACUGAGGCUCAGCGAUUUUCCCACCUCCCACGUCGCUCCGCUGUGGACCUGGAGUUCAAUGAGCUGUCGUACACCAUCCGUGAGGGUCCCUGGUGGAGGAGGAGAGGUUACAAAGCCCUCCUCAAGUGUCUCUCCGGAAGAUUUAACAGCAGAGAGCUGAUUGGUAUCAUGGGGCCCUCUGGGGCCGGGAAGUCCACCCUAAUGAAUAUUCUGGCGGGGUACAGGGAGACGGGCAUGAAGGGCCAAAUCCUGGUGAAUGGCCGCCCGAGGGAUUUGCGGACUUUCCGGAAGAUGUCCUGCUACAUCAUGCAGGACGACAUGCUGCUGCCGCACCUUACGACUAGGGAGGCCAUGAUGGUCUCUGCCAAUCUGAAACUCAAUGAGAGCAUGCAGGUCAAAAAGGAACUAGUGCAUGAGAUUCUGACAGCUCUAGGGCUUCUGGACUGUGCUCAAACACGUACCAACUUUCUUUCGGGGGGUCAGUGCAAAAGACUGGCAAUUGCCCUUGAGCUGGUCAACAACCCUCCUGUCAUGUUCUUUGAUGAGCCCACCAGUGGACUGGACAGCGCGUCGUGCUUCCAGGUGGUUUCUCUCAUGAAGUCUCUGGCUCAGGGAGGACGAACAAUCAUCUGUACCAUUCAUCAGCCCAGUGCCAAGCUCUUUGAGAUGUUCGAUAAGUUGUACAUCCUCAGUCAAGGUCAAUGCAUCUACAAGGGCACAGUCCCUUACCUCAUUCCAUAUCUGAAGAACCUGGGCCUCCACUGCCCAACAUAUCAUAAUCCUGCUGAUUUCAUCAUCGAGGUGGCAUCAGGAGAGUAUGGAGACUUGAACCCGGUGCUGUUUGAGGCAGUCCAGGGUGGACUGUGCUCCGAGGAGGGCAAGAAGAACUCAAGAGACAAGAGUGACUCUUCCUGUCCAUCUCAGUGCCACAGUGACACGGGGACCCUUGAGAAACAUAGCUUUGCCACCAGUACUUUCACACAGUUCUGCAUCCUCUUCAAAAGAACCUUCAUUACAAUAUGCAGAGACACGGUGCUAACCCACCUCAGAGUGAUGUCCCAUCUGUGUAUUGGAGUGCUGAUCGGUCUACUUUAUCUCAAAAUUGGAAAUGACGCCAGUAAAGUCUUCAACAACACGGGUUUCCUCUUCUUCUCUAUGCUCUUUCUCAUGUUUGCUGCCCUGAUGCCCACAAUUCUAACCUUUCCUCUGGAAAUGUCUGUGUUUGUAAGGGAACACCUCAACUACUGGUACAGCUUAAAGGCCUACUAUUUGGCAAAAACAAUGGCGGACAUACCAUUUCAGGUGAUUUGUCCAAUCAUGUACUGCAGUAUUGUGUAUUGGAUGACCGAACAGCCUCCAGAGGCUGGUCGCUACCUGCUAUUCAUGGCCUUGUCCACAUCCACAGCCCUGGUAGCCCAGUCUCUGGGACUCCUUAUUGGCGCUGCAUCCACAUCUCUGCAAGUCGCGACAUUUGUCGGUCCAGUCACAGCCAUACCUGUGCUACUAUUCUCUGGCUUCUUCGUAAAUUUUGACACCAUUCCUAAAUACUUACAGUGGAGCUCCUAUGUAUCUUAUGUCAGGUACGGCUUCGAGGGAGUGAUACUCUCCAUCUACGGGAUGAAUCGCACCGAGCUUGAAUGUCCGGGUCUGGUGUGUAAAUUUCAAAAGCCGGAGGAGGUUCUGCAGCUGCUGGAUGUGGAGGAUGCAAAGCUCUAUGUAGACUUCAUGGUGUUGGGCGUUUUCUUCCUCAUUCUCAGACUGGCCACUUACUUUGUCCUGCGGUACAAAGUCAAGUCUGAGCGUUGAGGAGAUAAACUCAGUAUCGAGUUCAAAUAUCAGUUCAACAUUAUCCGUGAAACUGCUUGUUAUUCAUGAACGUUUCCUGUACCUCUUCCUUUCAUAAAUUUUCCUUCAGCUUGGAUUUCGUCCACAGUCAUCAUCACAGUCCAGAAAGAUUGUUCAUCCGCACCAUACAUAUGAAGUCCGAUGAAAGACACGGAAAGCAUGUUUAUUUAAACUCAAGACUUGGGAUGUGUACUUGUUUCUGAGAAAAGUGGGACAUAAAGUACUUCUUGCUUCUCAAUGUCGAGAUAGUAAUCCUGGAUUCACAGGAAAUCCCAUGAUUGGUGUUUGAUUGAAACACAGAUGCCCGACUUUAGUGAAGAAUACAUUCCUGUUGUCACCAGGGAAAGUGGAAACUUCAAGUGCCAGACCUUUUAUGAGCUUCUCACUUUCCUUAAAUCCGGUGUCUCCUUUUUGGGGAUACAAUCCUAACCUACCAACUGCCAAUGGAUGACUUCUCCCUCCCCUUGAUGGAUCAUUUUCACAAGCCCUAUGGCACAUCAUGAACAUGAACGAUCGGAUGAGGAUGAAGGAUUUGUGAAGAUGUCAUCCGUGAGUCUUCUCAUUUGCUGCCAGGACAAUAACUCCUUGUUUGUACUGAGAGGCAUCCAAAAAGCAUGGAGAUAACCUUGGAGAAAACAGGCAUGACUGUUUCUUUCAGCCGGAUGCAGAGGGCUAUCCUAAAUGUACUGCCUGCACUUAGGAGAAGUGCAAUAGCUUUGGUCAGGAAAAAAAUAGAUGCUCGUCUCAUCGCUGUUACUCUUCUGAGUCAAUCCGUCCAAGUACAUACUUGUAUGAUUCUUUUGCCUCCCACUCCUCCAUGAGAUAUGAGGGAAUUAUCUUUUCUUCUCUGCAUCACUUGGCAUUGCCCAUGUCUGACUGAUGUGCGUUUUCCAAAACAAUGCUCGAUACUUGAAAUGCUGGCUGUGCUGAUUGUGUGCCUCUGAACUAGAAUGAUACAAGCUUUGUCUGCUUCAAUGCUGGAUGUUUGCGCACACAAUUUACAGUAUAUUACCAUACAUGUUUGUCUGUCUGUCUCUUUCUCUUUCUCACACACACACACACACACACACACACACGCGCGCGCACACACACACACACACACACACACACCCACGCAUCCUUCUUUCAGGGCAAUGCAACUAUUUUCCAGUAGACUUGCUAUGAAAUAUUUCUUACUCAAUCUAUGCUACUUAGUAAUCCUUAUUAUAAUGUAUAAAGUAAUGUAGGUAUAUAAUCAACGAUUGUACAGUGGAUAUGUUAUGCUGUGAAAAAAUACAAGUACAAUGCACUUUUCAGUAUAUGUUUUAGCAUCUUAUUUAUUUGUAUUAUAUACAUAUAUAUAUAUAUAUAUAUAUAUAUAUAUAUUUUUUUUUUAUAGCUUAAGGUUUGAAGAGUGCUACUUGUAAAGUACAACAGAAUGUUUCCUGCUCGCUAUAGGACCUGAAAUUUCAUGGUCUAAUAAUGACCUUAUCUAAAUGUAAUCAUCUUACCAUGUUCAUGGGAAUUGCAUCACCUUUAAAAAGAAAAAACCCAGAUGGAUUGCUGCUGUGAAUGGGAAAUGAAGUAAAAAAUGACAAUGGAGAUGUCUGUGAGAUGCAAUCGAUGAGAGGAGGAUAUAUAAUAAUAAUAAUAACAAUUACAGUAUUAUUAUGAUAUCAUCUUAAUUCUAAUAACAAUAAUACAUUUUAUUUGUAAAAUGUGUUAAGGUGAAAAGUGUGAAGGGUAAAGAUGGUUCUGAGUGUUUUGUACAUGGCGUUUCAUUUCACAGGUAUAAUAGAAUUGUAACUUGGGUAAAAUAACUGUAGCAGGCAGCCUGAUUUUGUUAUUGAUAGCAAUAGAAAAUAUUGUGACGUUUGAUUGUCAAACAUGCCACCUCACAAUCAUCACUUGUAUGCUUUAAAAUACACACUUUAUUUAAGAACAUUAAUUUAUUGCCAAGGGCAUGGUGUGCAAUAGUAUUUCUAAUAUAACUCUAAAUGACAUGUCUCAUUAAGGAAAAUAUUUCUUUUUAUUAGUUGUGACUGCUCAGUAAAAUGCAUUUUAAUGUGCAUGUUAAUGGAUGCUUUACAGGAGGGAAAGCAAAAAUAAUACAAUUCAAAUAUUAUGUCGAUGGCUACUUUAAAUGAUGUUAAUGCAACAGGGAAGGUAUUGCCUUUAAUGCCAGAUCCUGUCCCGAUAAUUGCCUCUCAAGUGUAGGAAAUUGUGGGUGAACAGGAAAUAUUGCAGUCAUUUUACUGCCAACACAACAGAUAAGAGUUUUCACCAUCCUUAAAUUAGAUCAAACCCCAUAGCUGGUUGCUAACUCUGCAAGAUGUAUUUAAACACACACACACACACACACACACACAGUCUGCGGGGGGGCAAAUCAACACAGGAACAAAGCACUGAUGUUGAAGUCAUUAACCAGUGCUAACCAGUCAUUAACCAUUUAACCAGAGAGUCUUGGCCUCUGCAGGUCUGAACAAUAGCAAAAAUGAAAACAAAUAAUUAAACAUUCAUAAGGAUGCUCUUUCAAAGGGAUUAUACUGUCCCGUUCGUUUUCUAACCAGAUAAAAUCCUCUAAAUGGGCUUUCACGGAUCCUUAAAAUCCAAGCUGUUCUCACAAUCACUGGUCUGUCAAAAUCCAAUUUUACAUUCUCCUAAAAUUGUGUUAUUCUGUAGCCUACUGGGUGACUUAUUUAAUUCCACUAAUUGAAUCAUAUCAUGUAUCAUAUCGGCAGUAUUAAGGGACUAUGAAAGUUUGAGGGAUGCAGCAUAUACUGUAAAUGCAUGUUCAAGUCAGAAAAUAUGUCUUUUCACAUACUUUUAAGUGUCAUGUUAUGAUUACCCCUGACAACAUUGAAAAGUCCCCAGACUUUCUGUCAUGUGUGAUUUCUUUGUAUGCAGGUUAUCAUACAUACAAAUUUGUGAGGACCGAUUUUUGUCUGAUAUGAUUUGUGUCUCAUUUAACGUUGAUUUUCAUUUUCAUUUGAAAACGUAGUUCUGUAUACUAAAAUCUGUUCCAAUGCUUAUAAUAAAGCUCAUUUAUAACCUUUGCCAUUGCUUGUAAAUAGUGAAUUGUUUUACUUAACACAGUUACAUACAGUAUAGGCAGCACAAUGAGCUAGUGGUUC